Sordaria macrospora k-hell is the source of this 1032-nucleotide messenger RNA. The record is from RefSeq and is a predicted model, not a curated record. NCBI's taxonomy places the organism in Eukaryota, Fungi, Ascomycota, Sordariomycetes, Sordariales, Sordariaceae.
AUGGAUGUUAUAAACAAACAUGUUAUUAUGUCAGUAAGGUGAAAUGUUAAUAUUAUUAGAAAGUUAGUAGGAAUCUCAGAGGCCAUACGUUUGAUAUUAGUCUUAGUUAAAUUAAGAAUUAUUAAUUUAACAAUAGUAACAUUUAUCUUAAGUAGAUAUACAUACUUUAUGACUUUUUCAAUUCUUAGUAAUAUUAUUGGUAUGCUUCCCCCCCUAACGAAGUGUCUAAUAAAGGAAGGAAGAAAUAUUCACACUAAAACAGAAUCGGGGGACCCCACAACGAAGUUGUGGGGGCCCAACUCCGAUAGGGGGAGAAGCCAAUUCAAUAAAUACUUGCCAUUUCGUCAAUGGUUAGCAGGUUUAAUAGACGGAGACGGAUAUUUUUUAUUAACUAAAAAAGGAUAUAGUAGUUGUGAAAUAACUAUGGACGCCAGGGAUGCCAAAGCAUUAUAUGAAAUAAAACACAAAUAUGGUGGAAAUAUAAAACCUAUUUCAAAUGCUUCUGCAGUAAGAUAUAAGUUAAGACAUAAAAAAGGUUUAAUGAAAUUAAUAAACGAUGUAAAUGGAUUAUUAAGAAAUCCGACACGAUUAUUACAAAUGAAUAAAUUAUGUGUAAAAUAUGAUAUAGAACUAAAAUAUCCUGGACCUUUGACUUUUAAUGAUGGAUGAUUAAGUGGAUUUAUAGAUAGUGACGGAUCCAUUUAUUAUAACGAAAGAUCCGGACAAGUGUUUAUAAGUUUAACUCAAAAAAAUAGAUAUCUAUUAGAACCGUUAAUAGCAAUAUACGGAGGAAGAGUUGAUAUACAUAGCCCCAAAAUAGAAGCAUUUAAAUAUAUUAUCUAUAGAAAAGGUGAGUUAUUAAACUUAAUAGAUAAUUAUUUUACUAAGUAUCCAUUAAAAACAGAAAAAAUGAAAAGAGUUAAUUUAAUAAAAGAUUUCUAUUUACUAAGAAUACAUGCAAAAAGUCAAGACAUAAACAAAUUUAAUGAAUGAGUUAAAUUCAAAGAUAGAUGAGAAAAAUACCAAGAUUAA